AUGGCGUAUUCAGGAACAACCAUCGCUCCCGAGAUUUGGGACAAUAUCUGUGCCUAUCUCACCCCGCCAAGUCUCGCAAAUCUACGCCUCGCUUCACCAGAAUUCAACAACAUCGCUUUGCCAUGGAAGUACAGAAGUAUACGCCUGGAAGCGUUUGGUCCAUCGGUUGAGCGCUUCAUCAGCAUCGCCAAAACCCCCAACCUUCGGAACCUUGUCCGAGAAAUCACCAUCGAUACCCGUGUCGAUCUCGAAUGGGAUUACGCCAGGAACGACAACUACCCCUUUCCCCUGGCUUUCAUGAACGCCCUGCCCUACGUGCGAUACUUCACCAGCGUCACGGCUCUACAUAUCCGCUUCGAGCAAUACUGCGGCAAUCAAGACGAAUACGAUUACCUGCAUCUUGCUGAGACCUAUCGCUUUCGCUACAAAGUUCUCGACACUAUUUUUCACUGUGCUGCAGGCUUGUGGACGCUUGAGAAGCAGUUGAAGAUAGAUGAGGAACUCGACCAAGAGAGAGGUGCGUAUGACGGCGAACUCUACCCAGAUGAAGAUCCGGACGAUUGGAAUAAGAAGUGCGAUUACAGUGAUCAAGAUGUCGACUUUCGCGGCUCUUGUUUCGCACUACGGGAAUUGACUAUUUCUAACCUGGCCGACUACGCUGAUCCUCAUAUCUCGGAUUCCAAGGCCUGGCAAACAAUCAUGGCUCUCCCAACCCUCGUCGACUUCAAGCUUUUCGUUGUAGCUCAAGUCGAUCAAGAUUCACCAUGGAACGAGCUUUUCUUUAUCGAAUUAUACGACUUCUUUGACAGUCUGCCCACAACAUGGCUGUCCCUGAACAUGUCCCAGAACUUGAGGGUCUUGUCGCUCUAUUUUGAAGAUUAUUGGGGUUGGCUUCCAACCAUGCAUUUUCGCGAUUAUGGCCACGACUCUCCGUUCCCACAACUCAAGGUCCUCGCACUCGGCAACUACGUCUUCAGCCACGAAUGGCAGGUUGACUGGUUCCCCAUGAUAGGCAAGGAAAACGGCAGCGGUGGAUUGGAAGAGCUAUACCUCGACGACUGUCCCAUUCUGUACCAUGCGCGUCAGACUGCUAUCCGUGACGACGGGUAUCCAGAUCCCUUUGCAAUCAUAAGGGCAGGGCUGGAGUCGUGCUCACAUGAGGACUACAACUUCUACAUUCGAUGGCACUCCGUUCUUUCUCAAUGGAAGGAUCAGAUGAAAGGACUCAAAGUCUUCCGAAUGGGUCGGGGGUCAUGGUGGGACAUGGCUCCGAGAACAUUCGAACUUAUUUCUGAUGAUCCAGAGUAUGAGGAUCUCGACCGCAACGUGUUGGACCAUCGCCUAUCAUACAAUACGCACAGAACCUUUGCUUGUCCAGCCCCGUCAAACCAAAGAAGCCGGCGAGAAAUGUGGCGCCACGGUGUGGGCCUCGGCGAUGACAGAGACACCAGGAUGAUGUACAUUGAGUACGAUAUUGGAUGUGGACCUCCAUCGUGGCUUGAGGAGGAUAGUGGGUUCGAGCCGGAAGAGGGUACUACAGACAAGGAUGAUAUUGCAUAG
This is a messenger RNA of Fusarium pseudograminearum CS3096, 1560 nucleotides long. RefSeq lists its product as uncharacterized. The record is from RefSeq and is a predicted model, not a curated record. Lineage: Eukaryota; Fungi; Ascomycota; Sordariomycetes; Hypocreales; Nectriaceae. The coding region runs from base 1 to 1560 and encodes 519 amino acids. The transcript has a single exon.